Messenger RNA from Trypanosoma rangeli, 552 nucleotides. RefSeq lists its product as uncharacterized. Bases 1 to 552 code for a protein of 183 amino acids. The transcript has a single exon. NCBI's taxonomy places the organism in Eukaryota, Euglenozoa, Kinetoplastea, Trypanosomatida, Trypanosomatidae. The record is from RefSeq and is a predicted model, not a curated record.
AUGGCGGCACGCGACACUUCGGCUCCUGUGAAACAGGAUGUUCGUGUCUUUCAGUCCAGCAUUGACACCUCCUCUAUCAUCUCCACAGUGUUUAAUCAACCCUCCAUGUACAUGGGCAUUGUGAACAUGCUUAUCAUGUACCUCACACAACGCUUUCCGGAGGAGCUGAUGUCUCCGCGGUACAUGACAAUGACGUACAACGGCAUUCGUGCCCCCGCCAUGCUGACAAUUCCUUUUUGCUGCAUCGCCGGUGCCUACUUCUCGGUAGCUAGUGUCAUCUGCACCUCGACAGUUCCCUUAGCCGGCCACCUCUACGGGUACACACUUAGUCUUGGAGUUGGACUCACAAUGCUCACAUUUCGUCGUGUGUCGUGGUACUAUCCGCUGCUUGGCGGGAUGUACCUUUUUUUUGGUGGGUUUCACCAUUACAGACGGAUGAUGAUGUUUGGCGAUAACGCCCCUAUCUAUAAUUGGGGUGACGCCACUGAAAUUUGGAACGCGCUUGCCGAGGCGCGAAGGGAGACACGCCGACGGAAGCAGGCGGCGGCGUAG